AUGACAGAAAUAGCAAAUCUUCUACAGGUUCCAUUAAAACAAGGAACAAACAAAAAGGGUGCAUAUAAUAGAACUAUGAAAGUUCCUGAUGGAAUGAAAGAAUUAGUUCAUAUUGUUGCUGGUCUUCAAAAAGAUGUUAAACAAAUGAGAAACGUUUUAACAUUACCAGAAGCUCAAGCAUAUGCCAAACGUCAAGGUCCAAAUUGGGAAGCACACGAAGCAGACAUUACGGGUCCAAAUGGAAAACCUGAUGGUAUAAAUGAAGUUUUCGUUACUGAUGGUCAAGGUAAUAUUAAAGUCAUAAAUGGUUAUAAAUUAACUAUAACUGAUUAUCCUAAACGUAAAGCAUAUAAUGAACGUUAUCCUAUGCAAUUUGAUGAAAAUGGAAAAGCUGUUAAACAAUACAUUGGAGAAGGUGAAAAUGGUCCAAUUAAUUCAUACCGUUAUAAUCCAUAUUCUUAUUUCAAUGAAGAAUUAAAUGCUAUUGAAGAGGGACCGGAUGGAUUACCACGAUAUUCUAACCAGUUUGAUG
Messenger RNA from Trichomonas vaginalis G3, 532 nucleotides. RefSeq lists its product as uncharacterized. The record is from RefSeq and is a predicted model, not a curated record. NCBI's taxonomy places the organism in Eukaryota, Parabasalia, Trichomonadida, Trichomonadidae. The annotation marks the transcript as partial. The transcript has a single exon.